AUGGAGCACCAAAAGCCCACAAGCCCAAGAUCAGAGGAGGAAUCAGAAGAGACAGGAGAAGAACCCCAUAUCCCUCAGGGAGAACUUGUAGAGGAGGCUGGGAGCUCUUCUGUGCCUGAUGUUGAGCCGAGGUUGUGGUGUCCAGAAACGAAGCAGAAAUAUGAAGAUGCUGAGGCCAGACCAUCAGAUGCAAUGCAGGAGACUGACGAUGAAGGAGAACAAUGUAGCACAUCACAAGGAGGCAUGAGGGACAAAGAGGUGAAAGAGGUUUUGAGCAAACACGAUAGAUCCAGAAGGAAGAAGGGAAACUAUGCAAAAGAGAGGAAGGGCAAACCUAUUUCAUCUCAGAGCGGGCUUCACCUUGAGCAAGAAGAACAAAAAGGAAAGAAACACAGAAAGGACCUCGAUGCUCAUAUGAGAAUCCACGCAGAGCAGAAACCCAGUCAAAGCUCAAAAAUGGUAAAAAGUGGCUGUCUGAGCAAAACAACUGCAAAAGAUCCGAUGCUUGACACAGAGGGGGAAAGACACACUUGUUUGGAGUGCAAAAUGACCUUCAAACGAAGCUCACAACUUACAAGACACCUUCAACAAAAUCAUUCUGGGGAAGAACUGUAUAUGUGUACGGAAUGCGGAAAGAGCUUCCAAAAACAACAAAAUCUCAUAGAACAUCAAAGAUGUGCAAAAUGCUUCAAUACGAGCUCAGGCCUUUCCGACCAUGAAAUAAUUCACAGUGGGGAGAAACCCCAUAAAUGUGCAGAAUGUGCAAAGGGCUUCACUACUAGAGGCAACCUUAAGAAACAUCAACUAAUUCACACAGGAGAAAAACCAUUUACAUGUGAUGAAUGUGGAAAGAGCUUUUCUUGGAAGGCAUCCCUUAUUAUGCAUUUAAGAAUCCACACAGGAGAAAAACCCUUUCAAUGCUCAACAUGUGCAAAAUGCUUCAAUACGAGCUCAGGCCUUUCUGGCCAUGAAAUAAUUCACAGUGGGGAGAAACCCCAUAAAUGUGCAGAAUGUGGAAAGGGCUUCACUACUAGAGGCAACCUUAAGAAACAUCAACUAAUUCACACAGGAGAAAAACCAUAUACAUGUGACGAAUGUGGAAAGAACUUUUCUUGGAAGGCAUCACUUAUUAUGCAUUUAAGAAUCCACGGAGGAGCAAAACCCUUUCAAUGCUCAACAUGUGGAAAAUGCUUCAAUACGAGCUCAGGCCUUUCUGACCAUGAAAUAAUUCACAGUGGGGAGAAACCCCAUAAAUGUGCAGAAUGUGGAAAGGGCUUCACUACUAGAGGCAACCUUAAGAAACAUCAACUAAUUCACACAGGAGAAAAACCAUUUACAUGUCAAGAAUGUGGAAAGAGUUUUCCUGAGAAGCAAUCCCUUAUUCAGCAUGAAAGAAUUCACACAGGAGAGAAACCAUUUACAUGUGAAGAAUGUGGAGAGAGCUUUCCUUGGAAGGCAUCACUUACUAUUCAUUUAAGAAUUCACACAAGAGAGAAACCAUAUACAUGUGAAGAAUGUGGAGAGAGCUUUUCUUGGAAGGCAUCACUUAUUAAGCAUUUAAGAAUUCACACAGGAAAGAAACCCUUGCAAUGCUCAACAUGUGGGAAAUGCUUCAGGGAUAGUUCCAGUCUUACCAUACAUGAAAGAAUUCACACAGGGGAGAAACCCUAUAAGUGUAACGAAUGUGGAAAGCAAUUCAACCAGAGUUCGGCCCUCAUCAGACAUCAAAGGUGCCAUUCAGGAGAGAAACCCUAUGAAUGCAAGGAAUGUGGAAAGUCUUAUACUCAAAGCUCAUCCCUUACUGUCCAUGGAAGAAUUCACACAAGAGAGAAACCUUAUCAAUGUUCUGUGUGCAGUGAAACAUUCUGGGGCAAGAAACAGCUUGUUAGACACCAAAGAAUUCAUCUAUCGGAGAAUGCCUAA
Elgaria multicarinata webbii is the source of this 1923-nucleotide messenger RNA. RefSeq names its product gastrula zinc finger protein XlCGF26.1-like. The transcript is spliced from 4 exons. NCBI's taxonomy places the organism in Eukaryota, Metazoa, Chordata, Lepidosauria, Squamata, Anguidae. Bases 1 to 1923 code for a protein of 640 amino acids. The record is from RefSeq and is a predicted model, not a curated record.